AAUGUUGCAGUUGAUUAGAUGUUAGACUUGGAAACAAACGUAACGUUGACUUAACGUUACACCGUGAAAUAUUUCGUUCCGACACCAAUGUCUGUGUUUAGUCAGAUUAUACCACCAAAGAUCUGUAAUCAUCCACAACCGCGUCUCUUUACCUCUUGGCAAGAGGCUGGUUAACGUUAACUUGACGUUAGCGUGAAUUUCCCUCCGCGUUUUAACGUUAGUUUCAGCUACUUUUGAUUUUUUUUUUGAUUUUUUUUUUUUUAAACCUUCUUUAAUGUUGUAAAUAUUCAGUGCGGGUGUAAAUAUCACGAUCGGCAGCAAUUAGCAAAGCGUUUAACGCGUAAUCCCGAUCAUUUGCAUCACAACGGCUGGUUUUCAGAUACAAGCGCCACUUGUUGGGAAGCUGUGAUUGUUUCUCGCUUCAUCGGACUCCGUAGAAACACACUGCGGACGCUUUGUUGACUUCGUCCCCCCCAACCCCCCCUAACCAACCAGGCAUGUACCGCUAAACAAGCAGCUCUCAGGUCAUCGUGCCAGCUGUCAUGGCUGUCUGACAGGCUGCCAAAGCCCCCUUCAUGGAUCACAGAGCACGCAAAGACAAACCUCUGCAUCUGUGAGCGUAGCCCACAACGAGGGAGUCCGACCCGCGGGCGCAUCAUCGGGCUGACGGCGGCGCGCGUGGCCUCCUGAGUGGUUCACAGACAUCGGCCGGGCGGACCGCGGGCCUCUCGCUAUGCUCUUCAAACGGAGAGACGCCCGCCGCGGGGACGCCGGGAGGAGCACGCUUCUCUGGUGGAGGACUUUCCCUCUGGCGAUCAUGCUCCUGGCGACCACGGCCCCCGGCGCCGCGCCACAACAGCAAGACAAGGAGGCGGAGCUGAUGUCCGUGCAGCUGGAGGCGUCCAUGCAGUCCUCCGUGCUCUCUGAGCUCCGCGCCGCGGCGUCCUCGGCCUCUGAGGGAACGCCGGCGGCCGUCCCAGACUCCCCUGCAAAGCCCCGGGGAGUUCACACCGGCAUCCCCGACUCCUCGGCCAUCGCAGGCCAGGUGUUCCAGCUGCAGGUUCCGCCAGGACCGGCCAAUGCCACCUGUAACGUGCACCUGACUGAAAUGGGAAAGCAGACUUUACCUCACUGGCUUUAUUGGGACAAGGCGAGCUGCGCUGUGAGGGGCCUGGCCCUGGAGCAGGAUAAAGGUGUGUACCACAUCUUGGUGUCUGGGGAGGAGAUGAUCGACCAUGUGUUCCCCAGUACGGUGUUCUCCAUUGAGGUGCACCCGGAAGAGCGCGCAGACAGCGAGCCCGCCCUGCUCGCGCUGCCGUCCGACAGCGGCGGCGUCCAGCCGUUCACCUGCGGCUCCGAGGAGCUCGUCACCGUCCUCACCGUUAUCCUGGACGCCGACUUGACGAAGAUGGGGGCCGAGCAGAGGGUCAACCUGCUGGCCGUCAUGAGGAAAUUCUCUCACGUGCCCCUGGAGCACAUGAGGGUGGUCCCCGUUGUAAACAACCGCUUGUUUGACAUGUCCGCUUUCAUGGCCGGGCCGGGGAACGCCAAGAAGGUGGUGGAAAACGGGGCGCUCGUUUCAUGGAAGCUGGGCUGCGGCCUCGACCAGGGCAGCAUCCCCGACAUAGACAGCGUCCAGUCCUCGGCCAAGAACGGGACCAUGUCGGCCCGGCUGGGCUACCCGGCGGUCGGCUGGCACAUCGUGAACAAAAAGCCCCACAGCGUGAAACGGGUCAGGCGCCAGUUGUACAACACUCCAACGCCGGUGCCCUCCCUGCUCCCUCCCACUUCUCACCCGGAGCCCCCUGUGCGCGUGGUUCCCACGCCAACUUCGCCCUCUAUCGCCAUAGCAACAGAGAACUCUGCUCCCCCCGUCCGGGGUCCCCUGCUUGUCCCCGUGAAGCCGACUAUGAGGGUCAGGGAUCAGGUAGCCCACACGCCUGUAGUCGGGCCUCCCCAGCCCACCAGGGUACUGGGAACCACAAGCACCAUCCCUAUUCAGCCCACCAUGACCCGGCCCACCUUUGUGGAGGCCACCGCUUUGCCGACACCCCCGGGUACCACCAAAAGACCCAAACCCACUGCGACGAGGAAACCCAAGAAAAUCAAGACCACCACUCCGGCCCCCCGGGAGCCCAAGUCCACCACACCCAAACCGCCCAAACGCACCACCCCGCCCACCCUGCUCCCUCCGGACCAGAAUCAGAACCCGGAGAUCCGCAACGCCGUUGAUCAGGUGAACGCGUGGGUUGGAACGUACUUCGAGGUUAAGAUCCCUCCGGAUACCUUCUACGACAAGGAGGACGGCACCACGGACAAGCUGCGUUUGACUUUGAAGAAGACCCCCAAGGAAGCCGUGAACGAAACCUCUUGGAUUCAGUUCAACAGCACCAUCCAGCUGCUGUACGGCCUCCCGGAGGAGCAGCACCAGGGGAAGCACGAGUACUUCAUGUUGGCCACGGACAAGGGCGGCAAGAGCAUCAUGGACGCAUUCGAGGUUCAGGUCAACGGCUGGUCUGCUAGCGACAAACCGUCCGUGGUGUUUGCCGCCCGUUUCCACGGUGACCCCAAAGCGUUAAGCAAUGACAUCCACAAGAAGAUUCUUUUGACCAAAAAGUUAGCGUACGCCCUCGGUGAUCGCAACAGCAGCACGGUGACCCUCCGGAGCAUCACCGCCGGCUCUGUUGUGGUGGAAUGGACCAACAACAGCCUCCAGCAGAGCCCCUGCCCAAAGGAGCAGAUCUCAGUCCUCAGCAACAGGAUCUCCGACCCCCAGGGGAAGCCCAAAAUGGCCUUCUCCAAAGCCAUGGAGCCCGACUUCAGACCCAUCAACAUCUCCGUGCGCGGCACCCAUAAAUGCCAGAGCUACACGUUCGUCCCGCCAGGAGAGGUGGCCAUGCCCGCGCUUCCCACGGCCUCGCCCUCGCCCGGGACGGGCCGGCGGAACAGCGACGACGUUUACCUCCACACCGUCAUUCCCGCCGUGGUGGUGGCCGCCCUGCUGCUCAUCGCCGGGGUCAUCGCCAUGGUCUGCUACCGCAAGAAGCGCAGAGGGAAGAUGACCAUAGAGGAGCAGGCCACCUUCAUCAAGAAAGGCGUCCCCAUAAUCUUCGCAGACGAGUUGGACGACUCCAAGUCGCCCCCGUCCUCCAGCAUCCCACUGAUCCUUCAGGAGGAAAAGCCCCCGCUGCCCCCUCCGGAGUACCCCAACAUGGCCGGCCCGCACAGCACCCUGCUGAACCAGGAUCUGCUGGAGGAGUAUUCGAUUUAUCAAGAUGACGAUCCUAACGCUCCUCCUUACCAGCCCCCGCCGCCGUUUACUGUCCCCAUAGAAGGCAAGGGCUCCCGGCCCAAGAACAUGACCUCCUACAGGUCCCCACCCCCCUACGUGCCCCCCUAACGCAUGCCCCUCUUUCAGUUUGGAAAGCAGGUACAAUGUAGGGACGCUUGUUGAGAAGUACGACCCGAGUGAUUCCACACGAGUUCAGUUCUGAAAUGUGUCUGACUUUGUAGAGCAGGCAAACAUCUCCACGUAUUCCCAUCAUGGAUAAGACACUCAUCGUACUACUGGCGGCACGGGGCAAGUGGAUGGGGGACAGUUUGUAUUUCUCUUUUUGUCCGUAUCUGCUUUUGACUUCUCACUUUUUUUUUUUUUUUUUUUGCCAAGAAGAGUCACUUUUAUCUUCAAUGAUGUACUAUUUCUAUUGUAUAGAAAAUAAUAAAGAAGCAGGAGAGACUGAAGCCCGCCGGGCCUUUGAGCAGAUGUCACCAUGACAACAGACCUGAGGCUCCCCCUCACAAUGUUAAUCUUUAUGAGUUCUAUAUCACUCUUAUCUGUCUUUCGGCCUGGUUUACUAAGAUUUUGCACCUGUUAUUUCCAGAGGGGAAUAAAUAACUGAAAGCAUGAAACUUUCUUUACACGAAUCCGUUGUGUGUUGGACGUUGAUCCCUCCCUUUUUCUCUCUGCUUUGCUCCCUCUUGACAAUAACAUGCAACCUUGCACUUAUGCAAUUUCUUGUUAAACCUUGCACUACGUGAGCACAGCGAGUGGUAGUCCAAUAAGGAGAUAAGAUGUUCUUUUAGCAUCCUUGAGCUCGGCCCGAGGUUCUGGUACCGGAUCACAGGACGGAUCACGCCUGUGCUGGAUGGAGCCCGAUGAAGGUACAAAAACAAAUAGACUUUUUUUUUUUUCCCCUUUUUUAAAUGCGUAUGUGCCACUAAACCUGUCUGUGAGACGACUGGUUUUGCUGUUGCCACGGUUACGUCUGUGGUCACAAGGCAAACUGUGGGGUUGCUGCAACAAUAAUGAAGGGGGCCAAUGGAAUGCUGUGGUUCACAGCAGGGUGACGAUUGGGGACACAGUGAAGGAGGUGGAUCCUCGGUCUUAUUAAUCAGUAGGUGUGUGUGGGGGGGCGGCGGCGGCCUAGAGGACUUCGUUAUGGCCGCCCUGCCUCUCGCUGUCUGGUGCUCUGCCCGUCAUCAGUCGGGACGAGGGGAUGUACAUAAUUGCGUGCCUGUGAAAUGAAUCAACUCCAUUAUGUCAGUGUCAUAAGUCGACCUAGUCGGGAGAGAUGGGGGGGGGGGGGUGCUGAGUGGGAAAAUGAUUUUAUUUUUUAAUUGUAUGUCUAGAUUUAUGAUCACAAUCAUUUGGGUGGAAAAAACGACUUUAUAGUUUGCUGGUACAAAAGAAUCCACGACUCAUCACAAAAGAAUAAUCAUCUCAAUACGAACAAAGAAUCAACAUGUGAAUUAUGUACAUUUCAUAUCCGAUAUCACCAUAAGAAAAAAUGGUUAAAAUCUAAUGUUUUUACUGAGUUUUUGAUACAGUCUUAAACUUGUUUUAUGAAAAUAUAUUAAUAAAAUGUAAUACUAUUUGUAAAGCCUCAA
Messenger RNA from Gasterosteus aculeatus aculeatus (three-spined stickleback), 4887 nucleotides. NCBI's taxonomy places the organism in Eukaryota, Metazoa, Chordata, Actinopteri, Perciformes, Gasterosteidae. The record is from RefSeq and is a predicted model, not a curated record.